Messenger RNA from Amphimedon queenslandica, 1154 nucleotides. RefSeq lists its product as uncharacterized. The transcript is spliced from 7 exons. Lineage: Eukaryota; Metazoa; Porifera; Demospongiae; Haplosclerida; Niphatidae. The coding region runs from base 79 to 957 and encodes 292 amino acids. The record is from RefSeq and is a predicted model, not a curated record.
GCAGCUCCACCUCACUGACAUCAGCUCUUAAUCACACAUUAUCACAGAUUCACCACAAAACCGAGCACAAAACAAAGAAUGUCUUUCGAGAAUUAUAGUGAAAUAUCUAAAGGAUAUGACCGACGAAGGAAACCAAUUGGUGUUGAUGUAAUACUAGGAGCUGUGACUCGUGUAAUGGGAGGAUUUUCGAAGAGAGCUACUGUGUUAGAUAUUGGUUGUGGCACAGGUAACUAUGCGAAGGAAUUAAGUCCUUACAUAAAAGAAAUAAUUGGAAUCGAAGUCAAUUCUAAAAUGAUUGAAGAAGCUAAUAAUAAGGGCAUUGAGAACUUCAAGACAUAUGAAGGAAAUAUAUCUGACUUACAUAAAAUAGUACCGGAGAAAUGCUGUGACGUUGUUAUAUGUACCCUACCUAGCCUCACUUUUUGUGCACGUUUGUUCAGUGGUCUGGUGCUUCAUCAUCUUAAAGACAGUGUUCCCCCUGAUUAUUCAGGGCCUAGCAAGGUCAUUAAUGAUGUAUACAGUGUACUGAAUGAUAAAGGAGCUUUUAUCAUUAAUACAAUGGGACAUCACCAACUAGCAGAAGCAUCUGCUUUCUUCAUGUUAGCUCCUAAAAGAGUUCAAGAGAUAUUUCAGUCAAAGUUUCCGCCCAUAAAUACAUUAUGCAGAAGAUUAGAAGAAGUUGGGUUUAAAGUUCAUUCAGUGUUACCACAUUGUCAUAAAACUGAAUGCGUAAUGAAGAAUGAGCUUCACUCAAACAUUGAAGGACCAUUAAAUAAAGAAUGGAUUGAUGCUACAAGUGUAUGGUCACUAGCUACUGAUGAGGAGAUAAAGUCAAUUCAAGAUAAAUGGAGGGAAAUGAUAAAUGAUGGUAAAGCACAAGAAUUUUUUUGCAAAACAGAAGAAGCAAGGCAAAAAAUAGGUGAAACAACAACAAUACUUGCUUAUAAAGGAUUUUAAAAAUUAAUGUUUUGCCAUGAUUGGCUUUUUGUUUUUCUACUUUUAUACUUUUUAUUACAAUACAUUAAUUGGAAUAAAGUUACAUGGCAAAACUUACAAAAUUGUAAUACUUUACUAGAUCUAUGUACACACAGAAUGUUAUUGUUAUGGGAUGGUUUGUGUUAAUAGAGAAAGGGUUUUGAUUUUUGUGAAAGUAA